AUGAAUACCCUGCGGUUUUUUAUACUAAUUGUCAUAGGACCGAUCGCAAUCUGCGGAAACUUUGAGUUCAACAAUGUUCGCUGCUUGGUGCGGGAUCGGGUAUUUUUGGACUUUGAUUACUGCUAUCUGAGAUCUGUGAAUCGAACAUAUAAGUACUUGUCGCUGAAAACCAAACUUCACAAGCUGCCGAUUACUAACACCGUGACCAAUGCCCAGAUAAGGAUGCGCGAGAAUAAGAGAAUCCUGUACAACUUCGAUGUCCGCUUCGAUGCCUGUAAGUUCCUACGCGAUCGAAGCAACGUCAUUGUCAACUGGAUUUUUCAAACAUUCGCCGACUUCUCGAAUAUCAACCACACCUGCCCCUAUCACCAUGAUAUUAUCUUGGAUAAGAUUCCCGUUCAGCAUAUAAACAAUAUCAUCCAGACAGUUGUGCCGGAUGGCCGAUACUAUCUCAAUACCACCUGGUUUGUCGAUGGCAUUCCGCGGGCCGAUGUAAUGAUCUACUUUACCAAAAGCUAA
Molecule: messenger RNA, 519 nt
Organism: Drosophila persimilis
Lineage: Eukaryota; Metazoa; Arthropoda; Insecta; Diptera; Drosophilidae
Exons: 4
Coding region: 1-519 (172 amino acids)
Source: RefSeq, a predicted model, not a curated record